AACAGUUUGUUAACCGACACAAAGUGUCAUUGCACGUCAAUGGUGCCUUCUCUGUCUCGAGAACGACUGCCCACCGAUAUAUCAAGUCCUUCGAUACAAUCAGUCAUGACAUCCGAUUCAACUCUGGAUGACGCUUUCCAGCUGUACGGCCUUCGGGUUGAAGUUGUUUGCCCGCCUGGACAAAGGAUCAUGUGCGGGGCCAAAGAAGGUGACUAUUUUACCCUUCAGGGCGAGAUGCUCUACCUACCGCCAGGCCAAGGUAUCAGUAUUUACAGUUUGUCAUCUGUGUUGCCACUUCUGCCCGCAAAGCAACGGGUCACUUCCAGAAAUGACUGGAUGUCGACCGAUGCGUUGAUCGCUUGUCCGGAUCCUUGUUGCCCUUCUCAACUGAAGAUAAUCCGAGAGGGGAUUAGGACUUUUCGCCAUUCAGAGACAACAGCAGUACCUCUGAGCUCUGCCAAUACAUAGAUAGUAGUGCAGAAUGGCCCCAAAAUCUUGUAUAUAACUCCUGAUGAUACUCAAGCGAAGAACACUCCGUCUUGGGCAUUGAAGCCGGCUUCAGCCAUGAUACCAGCCCAUGUCUCAUCCUCUGCAAAACCCAAAGUCUGCCCUCCUUCCAUAUAGCUGUAAAUGUGGCCUGGAGCUGCUGCGGCAUCGCCCGUCAAGAACUCAUGCCUGUUUGCUCCAGGCCGGCUCUGAGGUUCGGAAGGAUUGCUUUCUUUGUUCACCGCCUCCUUGUCGAUGUGCUUGGAUAUUCUAGCCAGCAUGUUGUUGAGAAACCUGGACUGCAGCGCGCAGCUUGAGCCUGACGGCGCAGCCUGCUGGGAGAACACUAGCGCUGCGCCUGAGAUUGCGCUGUGAACGUCGACUUCAAUUUGGCGAGAUAUUGGGUCUGAAG
Messenger RNA from Colletotrichum navitas, 898 nucleotides. RefSeq lists its product as uncharacterized. The transcript is spliced from 2 exons. The coding region runs from base 40 to 468 and encodes 142 amino acids. The record is from RefSeq and is a predicted model, not a curated record. NCBI's taxonomy places the organism in Eukaryota, Fungi, Ascomycota, Sordariomycetes, Glomerellales, Glomerellaceae.